Messenger RNA from Lytechinus pictus (painted urchin), 4784 nucleotides. RefSeq names its product lengsin-like. Gene Ontology annotation, cellular component: cytoplasm; membrane. Lineage: Eukaryota; Metazoa; Echinodermata; Echinoidea; Temnopleuroida; Toxopneustidae. The record is from RefSeq and is a predicted model, not a curated record. Gene Ontology annotation, molecular function: glutamine synthetase activity. The coding region runs from base 1 to 792 and encodes 263 amino acids. The transcript has a single exon.
AUGGAAUGCGCAGAGACCGAGUACGGCCCAGGGCAAAUUGCGAUGUCCUACAGACCAGCGUUUGAGAUUCGAGCAACGGACAACGCUCAUACUUACAAGACAGGAAUUAAGGAGAUGGCUAUCAAGAAUGGCUUCAUGGCAACCUUCAUGUCCAAGCCAUUCCCCAACAGGAGUGGAUCAGCUUGUCAUUUCUGUCAUUCAUUGUGGGACAUCCCAGGUGAGACACCUCUACUCUACGAUGCCGACCGUCCUAAAGGGCUAACAUCCGUUGGUGAACAUUGGGUUGCGGGUCUCCUCGAGCACACUCCUGCAAUCUCUUUGCUUAUGGCACCGACUAUCAACUGCCUAAAGCGAUAUCUCCCAAACUCCUUUGCACCAUCCAAUGCAACGUGGGGCAUAGACAAUUGCACGUGCGCUUUCCGAGUAAUACUGAAUGGUAAAGAAGGUACCUAUAUCGAGAAUCAAUUAUGGGCCAGUGGUUGCAAUCCUUACAUCUCCUUAGCUGCUACCGUUGCUGCAGGAAUGGAUGGUAUCAAAAGGAAGCUUCCAUUGCCACCCAGUGUCAAAGAAACCGGAAAUGCCUACAACCUUGAGGACAUCCCACCUGGUACUGCAAACGUUCCAACCGAUAUGGAAGAAGCCAUGAGAACCCUCCAAGCAGACGAUGUCAUUACUUCGGCUAUUGGGAAAGAGUUUAUAGAAUGCUUCCUUGCUGCAAAGAGACAUGAAAUUCUUCUACAAGAAAAGAAUGAAGAAAAUAGGGAACAAGAUCUCUUCUUUGAAUACAUGUAGAGCUGAGAUAAGAUCAUAAAUACUUUAGGCGCAGUGAUUUAUGUUAUACGUGGUACUCAGAUUGGUAUAUCAUUCCCUUAAUUUGAUCUGUGAUCAGUUCUAUGAGUGUGGACUCUCUGAGAGAUUUAUGGAUACAUAUUUAUUUUUUAUCUUUCAAUAAAUGUAUCGAUAUAAUGACAUUUAUUAAGACAGUGACAUUUACCUCGCCACAGUACUCAGGAUUUAUAUUUUAUGAAAAUACUACAUUGUGAUUUUUACCACAGGGUCAUUUUCCAAUUGAUUAGGUUAUUUCCUAUUUACCUCUUAUUCAAGGUAGUAUGCAUCUCGCCAUGUCGAAAUAUAUUUUUGUUCAAUCUAUUUUCUUUUAUUAAUUUGAUUCGGUGAGAUAAUAAAUGUGGUCCUGUCUACUAACAAUAAUUAUUUAGAUUAAGUCGCCGUAAUGACAUAAGUAUCUUUACAAGUCGAUAAAUUAAGGAUAAUAAUAUUCCGCAUUUAUAUAGCGCUUAACACGUCGGGACGACAUCUCUAAGUGCUUUACAGAUAUAUUUCAUUUCAUUUCGUUUAUUUCCAUUUUCAACAAUUACAGUUUAUUUUGUACAUUUUAACAUACAAAUAACAAAACAUAUUUCAAGUAUUCCUGUACAAAAAUUAUAUUCAAUAUUAUUACAUAUCAGGUUGGAAAUGGAGGAGGCUGCUAAAAAGCGGAGCUUGUAGAGUGCAGCCUCCUAAUAAAUAUUCUUGUAGUUGCAUAACAUAUAAAAAUUAAAAUAACAACUAGAGCAUGAACCAGUUAAAUUAAAAGGAAAUAGGGGAAAUUAAAAUAGAAAAGGAAAUAAAAAAAAGAGAGAUUAAAGGUCUCCAGAAUCCAGCCCCAGCACUCACAGACGGACCUCGUUGAUCAACAGGAAAACGAAAGAGAUGGAAAAGCGUACGUGACAUGAUAAUCAUGUUUGAUUUAAAAAAAAUACAAGAGUUUGAGUGAUGAAGAGUUAAAUUCAAUGGUUAUCUUGGAGAAAUUUUUUAAACUUAUAUUUGAAAGAAUUAAGGCUUGGUGAUUCUUUGAUGUUUUUAUUAAUAGUUCCCCAGAGUCUAGGGCCUUCAAAAGUAAAAAUAGAUUUUGCAAGGAUGGUCCGGGGUAGUGGUAAGUGGAAUUCAUCUGAUUGACGUGUGGGAUAUUUGUGAAGAGUUUUGUUUUUGUUAAAUGAAGAAUUAAAUAUGAAUGGUAACAUAUUAUUGUUUAACUGAUACAUGAAUUGACCUAAGUUAUAUUGGUACAGUGUUUUUGUAUCGCCUGCAUAGCAGAGCGAGACUAUAGGCGCCGCUUUUCCGACGGCGGCGGCGGCGGCGGCGGCGGCGUCAACAUCAAAUCUUAACCUAAGGUUAAGUUUUUGAAAUGACAUCAUAACUUAGAAAGUAUAUGGACCUAGUUCAUGAAACUUGGACAUAAGGUUAAUCAAGUAUUACUGAAUAUCCUGCCUGAGUUUCAGGUCACAUGACCAAGGUCAAAGGUCAUUUAGGGUCAAUGAACUUAGACCAUGUUGGGAAAAUUAUUUUCAAAAUCUUAACCGAAGGUUAAGUUUUGGAAAUGACAUCAUAACUUAAAAAGUAUAUGGACCUAGUUCAUGAAACUUGGGCAUAAGGUUAAUCAAGUAUUAGUGAACAUCCUGCUCGAGUUUCAGGUCACGUGACCAAGGUCAAAGGUCAUUUAGGGUCAAUGAACUUUGGUCAAGUUGGGGGUAUUUGUUGAAUUACUAUCAUAACUUUGAAAAUUUAUGGAUCUAGUCCAUGAAACUUAGACAUAAGGUUAAUCAAGUAUUAGUGAACAUCCUGCCUGAGUUUCAGGUCACAUGACCAAGGUCAAAGGUCAUUUAGGGUCAAUGAACUUUGGCCAAGUUUGGGGGUAUUUGUUGAAUUACCAUCAUAACUUUGAAAAUUUAUGGAUUUAGUUCAUGAAACCUGGACAUUAGGUUAAUCAAGUACCACUGAAUAUCCUGUGCGAGUUUCAGGUCACAUGACCAUGGUCAAUGGUCAUUUAAGGUCAAUGAACUUUGGCCGUGUUGGGGGUAUAUGUUAAAUUACCAUCCUAGCUCUGAAAGUUUAUGGAUCUAGUUCAUAAAACUUGGACAUAAGAGUAAUCAAGUAUCACUGAACAUCUUGUACGAGUUUCAGGUCACAUGACCAUGGUCAAAGGUCAUUAAAGGUCAAUGAACUUUGGCCGUGUUGGGGGUAUUUGUUGAAUUACCAUCCUAACUGUGAAAGUUUAUGGAUCUAGUUCAUAAAACUUGGGAUAUAAGAGUAAUCAAGCAUCACUGAACAUCCCCUGUGAGUUUCAGGUCACAAAACCAAGUCAAAGGUCAAUAAACUUAGGCCAUGUUGGGGUAAUUGUUGAAGUGCCAUCAUAACUUUGAAAGUUUAUGGAUAGAGUGAAUGAAAUGUGGACAUGGGUGUAGUUGACAGUCUUAAGUCUCCGUUCAAAUGUCAUUUAUGGUCAAUGAACGUGGUAUUAUGUCAUAAUAUGAAUGAUGUUUUUGUGAAUGAUUAUUUUAUAGUAGUUUUCAAAGUUAGCACUGCUGCUAUAUUAAAUUGCGUAAUGCAGGCGAGACUGCCAGAGGCGUUCCACUUGUUAUUUUUAGAAUGUUAUUGUUAAAAACAACUCAUCUGUGUGAGAUCUCCAGGACAAGUUGAAAAUAACACGCAAUGCCUUCUUUUGUAAAAGUAAUAUUCUAUCAAGGUAGGUUGAGUGUGUAUUUCCCCAAACAAUUGCUCCAUAAUUUAAAUAUGGUAAAAUUAAUGUUGAAUAAAGCAUUUUUAGGGAGGAAGUUGGAAGAAAAAACUUAACUUUGUAUAUAACACCAAUAUUGCGUGAAAUUGUAUGACAUAUAAAGUCAAUGUGUGUUUUCCAAGAUAAUUUGUUGUCUAUUAUGAGACCUAAAAAUUUUGUUGUAGUAACAACUUCAAUGUCUUUAUUGUCCAAUUUGAUAUGAAAUGGCAAUUGUUCUAAAGAAUUGCUAAAAAGCAUGCAUUUCGUUUUUUGUACAUUAAUUGACAAUUUGUUAGCCCUAAUCCAUUGUACCAAUUUAUCCAGUUCAGUGUUCAGUACAUUUAUUAAAAUAUCGGGGUUAGGAUGAGAGUAUAGUACAUUUGAAUCAUCUGCAAAAAGGACAUAAGAUAAUAUUUCAGAGGAGUUCUGGAUGUCAUUUAUAUAGAUUAUAAAUAAAAGAGGGCCCAGGAGGCUGCCUUGGGGAACACCCCAGUUAACAUUUUGUAGAGAAGAAUUUUUUUUCAUUUAUGCUUACGAAUUGUUUACGAUUUACGAGGUAGUUUCUGAACCACUCCAAGGCCUUCCCACGAACUCCGUAAUUUUCAAGUUUGUAGAGCAGUAUUUCAUGAUUUAUAGUGUCAAAGGCCUUGGAGAGGUCCAGAAAAACACCUAUUGUAUGUUCAAAGUUGUCAAUAGCUUUUGUGAUUUUGUCAAUAAAUGAGAGAGUGGCAUGAGAUGUUUUUGGCGAAAUCCAAAUUGAAAAUCAGAGAUUAUAUUAUAUUUAUUCAAAAAAUUUAAUAAUCUUGUGUAGAUCACCCUUUCCAUAACUUUAGACAAAGUAGGUAAUAAAGCUAUCGGUCUAUAGUUACAUACAUUAAUCUUUUCUCCUUUUUUGUGCACUGGUAUUAUCUUUGAUAUUUUCAUAUUGUCAGGCGCGACGCCAUUACUUAAAGAAAGGUUGAAUAUGUAUACUAAUGGAUCAACAAUAUAUUCUAUAACAUUCUUUAAUAAAAUAUUGUCAAUACCAUCGUGACCACAGCUUUUUUUGUUUUUUAAGUUGUUCACUAUAUCUAUUAUUUCAUUUCUAUGUACUGGUACUAAAAAUAAAGAAUUAGGGUUUGGUUGGUGAAUGAAAUCCGUAAUUUUUUUUUGUGUUAAUGGUAUAUUGUCUGCAAGACUUUUUCCAAUUUGUGUAAAGUAUUGAUUAAAUAUAUCAGCUAUACGAAAAGAA